AUGCCAACCACUCCGCUUUCUCUUGCUUUGAUCCAACUCUGGAUCGGCGAUCCAGCGCUGCCCUGGUCCAAUCCGGUAUGGCAGUCUCUAACACACGUAACUGGUGACCCGUGGGCGUACGACCAAUAUAGGGGUGUAACCCGUGUCGCUGAAUGGACAGUAGACACAGCUCGGGCAGUCGAAGCGUUCAUGAACAAUUGUAGGACAGCUGGGGAUCUUGCAGACAUCGCUGUGAAAGGGAAGGACGAUGACCAUGAAGGUCGUUCCGCGUGGAACGCCUGGGUUAAGACGUCAUGGCCCAAAUGGAAUAUCAACAAACUUGUCGACCAAAUCUUAGAAGAAAACGGAUGCGAGUCCCAUGCUGUCAUGGCAAGGUUAAAGUGCAAGAGCACGGAUGAUUUUCCGACGAUGGAAGCUGCGCAGCUGAAACAUGCCGUUUCCAUCAAUUUGGCCGAUUCAUUGUUCGGCGAUGAUGCAUUUACCGACGGAACGUUUAUUGUGCCAUGCGUCAUGACGUUUAUAUCCACUGUGAUGGUAUUGACGUGGAGCAGGUAUCGGAAGGCUAUGAAACGGCAAGUUGACGGUAUCGGGAAGAAGCUUCAGGAAGUUGAGGAGCAAUGGCUAGCCUGGGCGGUCGCAGAUUCAAAUCCUAUCUCGGUCAGCAUGCGCGCCUACCUGAAGAAACUGGAUUCUUUGGUUGCACUUGUCAGCCAAUUCAAGGACCGGGAAACGGUGGAGAAGCUCAAUGCGCGUCGUGAACAAGUCAAUGCGAUGCUGACCGGUACCAAGAAACUCCCCAUCAAGGCAGAAUCCAUAGAAUGUGAGCAGCCUUUCAGAUCUACAGCAAAAUCCGAAUGUUGA
Molecule: messenger RNA, 861 nt
Organism: Suillus bovinus
Lineage: Eukaryota; Fungi; Basidiomycota; Agaricomycetes; Boletales; Suillaceae
Exons: 3
Coding region: 1-861 (286 amino acids)
Source: RefSeq, a predicted model, not a curated record